GAAGAACAUGAGGAAGAAGAAGAAGAACGCGAGGAAGAAGAAGAAGAACAUGAGGAAGAAGAAGAAGAAGAAGAACAUGAGGAGGAAGAAGAAGAACACGAAGAAGAAGAAGAGGAGGAGGAGGAAGAGGAAGAGGAAGAGGAAGAGGAAGAGGAAGAGGAAGAGGAAGAAGAAGAAGAAGAAGAAGAAGAAGAAGAGGAAGAGGAAGAUGAAGAUGAGGAUUAG
Molecule: messenger RNA, 225 nt
Organism: Umbelopsis ramanniana AG
Lineage: Eukaryota; Fungi; Mucoromycota; Umbelopsidomycetes; Umbelopsidales; Umbelopsidaceae
Exons: 1
Source: RefSeq, a predicted model, not a curated record